UUCUAUCAGAGAUUCUAGUUCCUGCAAUGUCGUAAAACACAUUCGCACUGCUUCAGAUUUGAUAUCUAAGCAAUUCCGCCGAUCGCACACAGCCUCGAAAGAGAUGUGUUGCAUCGUGUGAUGAUUUGGCUGGAAGCAUGAGUCCAAUGCCCGUAACACGGCUUGGCUCGUCGCUCUCCUUAGAGUUCAAAGAAGAUGCAGCAUUCGGUGGACAGCACGCUGAUCUUCUUUUCUCAAUGAUAGCCUCCUAAGUCCGGAAAGAAGACCGCCGCUAUGCCCUACCCCCAGGGCAAGGCUGGCACUGGCAAGAAGGCCGCUAAGAACCCUCUCAUCGAGAAGCGUUCCCGCAACUUCGGUAUCGGCCAGGACAUCCAGCCCAAGCGCAACCUCUCCCGCUUCGUCAAGUGGCCCGAGUAUGUCCGUCUUCAGCGCCAGAAGAAGAUCCUGAACAUGCGUCUGAAGGUUCCUCCUUCCAUCGCUCAGUUCCAGGCCACUCUGGACCGCAACACCGCUGCCCAGACCUUCAAGCUCCUCUCCAAGUACCGCCCUGAGACCAAGGCCGAGAAGAAGGAGCGUCUCGUCCAGGAGGCCACCGCCGUCUCCGAGGGCAAGAAGAAGGAGGAUGUCUCCAAGAAGCCCUACCACGUCAAGUACGGUCUCAACCACGUCGUCGGCCUCGUUGAGAACAAGAAGGCUUCCCUCGUCCUGAUCGCUCACGACGUUGACCCCAUUGAGUUGGUUGUCUUCCUCCCCGCUCUCUGCCGCAAGAUGGGUGUCCCCUACGCCAUCGUCAAGGGUAAGGCCCGUCUCGGUACCGUCGUCCACAAGAAGACCUCCGCCGUCCUGGCUCUCACCGAGACCCGCUCCGAGGACAAGGCCGAGUUCGCCAAGCUCCUCUCCGCCAUCAAGGAGGGUUACACCGACAAGUACGAGGACUCCCGCCGCCACUGGGGUGGUGGUAUCAUGGGUGCCAAGGCCAACGCCCGCAUUGAGAAGAAGCAGAAGGCUAUUGAUGCCGCCAUCAAGGUCUAA
Messenger RNA from Penicillium antarcticum, 1032 nucleotides. RefSeq names its product 60S ribosomal protein eL8. The transcript is spliced from 2 exons. The record is from RefSeq and is a predicted model, not a curated record. Lineage: Eukaryota; Fungi; Ascomycota; Eurotiomycetes; Eurotiales; Aspergillaceae. Gene Ontology annotation, biological process: ribosome biogenesis. Bases 274 to 1032 code for a protein of 252 amino acids. Gene Ontology annotation, cellular component: ribonucleoprotein complex.